AUGACUUUGAAGGAUUAAAUUAAAUAAAAUGUGUGAUAGGUUAGGACCAAAUUCACAAUUGAGAGAGGAAGAGAAAAUGGGAGACACAGUGGAAGAAGACAAUUACAGAGAGGAUCCUCCCAAUCCUAAUCUAGAAUCAGAAACCGGAACCCUAAUCAUAAAUGACACCUCUUUCAAUAAUAAUAUUCAGAGUGAAUUAUUCAAAGCCAUUGAAGUUGUAGAGCGAGAUUCAUUCGCCAUUGCACAGAGCUUCACUUCUCUCUUCGCUUCUCUCCGCUUAGCCCUCUCUCAUUCCACCGCCACCUCACUUCAUCACAUUCAAUGCUUCACCGACGCCACCGGUCACCUCCAGGAAUCCGUCCUUGAUGCAGCAAAUAAAGGGAAUCGCUAUAUAAAUUCGUGUCUCAAAUUAAAUGAGGAAAUGAAGAGCGUUGAUAAUUUAGCAUCCCAACUAAAAAUCCUGCGAAGGCAUGUUGAUUAUCUGGACUCGGCUGUUAACAAGCUUCUUCAUGUCUCUUGACACCUGGGAUUCAGUCCUCUACAAGGUUUUUUUCUCUAAUCCAUAACAAUCUCCUAAAUGAAGAUAUUGAAAAGUUUAUGUAUCUAUUUGUCAUUUUGUGGAUUGUGCUGGGUUAGUGAUGUAUAAACAGAACAUAUAUUUUCCUUAUUUGGGUGGGUAAUGUAAGGGUAGAGAACCGGUGUAGUUAAAUUAUGCUUUCAAGUUUCAAGUAUCGUGUAAGAUAAAUUGUUUGGUCACUGUUCCUCAAAUUACUGUUAUUGUUACUAGAAAUUCUCCUAGCAGAAUUGGAUAGUAUGGAUCGGUUGAAGUUACACCAACGUUUGAUGCUUUAUUUUGUCCUGGAACAAGUGUCAUGAAUGUAAUGGUUGCAUAAUGGCAUCUUGCUGUAUACAAACCAUUUUUUAACAGUAA
Cicer arietinum (chickpea) is the source of this 931-nucleotide messenger RNA. RefSeq lists its product as uncharacterized. Lineage: Eukaryota; Viridiplantae; Streptophyta; Magnoliopsida; Fabales; Fabaceae. The record is from RefSeq and is a predicted model, not a curated record.